Maudiozyma barnettii is the source of this 1902-nucleotide messenger RNA. RefSeq names its product lysophospholipid acyltransferase (gene ALE1). NCBI's taxonomy places the organism in Eukaryota, Fungi, Ascomycota, Saccharomycetes, Saccharomycetales, Saccharomycetaceae. Gene Ontology annotation, biological process: glycerophospholipid biosynthetic process; lipid modification. Gene Ontology annotation, molecular function: 1-acylglycerophosphocholine O-acyltransferase activity; 1-acylglycerol-3-phosphate O-acyltransferase activity. The coding region runs from base 1 to 1902 and encodes 633 amino acids. The record is from RefSeq and is a predicted model, not a curated record. Gene Ontology annotation, cellular component: endoplasmic reticulum; membrane. The transcript has a single exon.
AUGUAUAACUUCAUCGAUGCUGGGAUAAAGCAUCUGUGUGAGACUUAUGGUAUUGAUAAUUUUACUUUAAGGUUUGCCUUAUGUUUAUUAGGUUCGUUCCCAUUGAAUGCGAUCUUGAAAAGAUUACCAGAUAAACGUGUCAAUUUGAAAUGUAGCUAUAUUAUCUUCAUUUCUUUCAUAUAUUUAUUUGGUAUCAUGAACUUGCCUUCAGGGUUUAGGACAUUAUUUAUUAGUUCUACAUUUACAUUUCUGAUUACAAGAUUUUAUCAUUCUGCAUUUAUGCCUCAUGUUAAUUUUGUAUUUGUCAUGGGUCAUUUAGCUUUGAAUCAUAUCUAUGCCCAUUUUGUAUCCAAUUCAAGUAAUGUUAACAUUAACUCUCAAAUCGAUAUUACAAGUGCUCAAAUGGUAAUGGUAAUGAAAUUGACCUCUUUUGCUUGGUCAUAUCAUGAUGGUACUUAUUUAAAUAAAGAAGAAUUCGAUUCCCAACUGACCAAAUAUCAACAAUCAAGAGCUGUGAAAAAUCAUCCUUCAUUAUUGAAAUAUUAUGCAUAUGUAUUCUUCUAUCCUACUAUAUUAACAGGACCAAGUUUUGAUUUUGUUGAUUUUGACUCUUGGUUAAAUUGUGAAAUGUUCAGUGAUUUACCAGAAUCUAGAAAACCAUUGAAUAGAUAUCAUCACAGUGAAAGAAGACAAAUCCCAAAGAAUGGUAGAUUGGCAUUUAUGAAAGUUAUUCAAGGUUUAUUUUGGAUGGUAUUAUAUUCUUUCCUACCAAAAUAUAUUAAUAUCGGUACUGUCCUAAAUUCAUCUAUGUUUAUGUCUCAUAAUUUCAUUUACAGAAUACAUUAUAUGUACAUUUUAGGUCUAGUUACUAGAUUCAAGUAUUAUGCUGCAUGGACUAUCUCAGAAGGGUCCUGUAUCUUAUGUGGUCUAGGUUAUAAUGGGUAUGAUAAGAAAACGGGUGAAAUCAAAUGGGAUCGUGUAAAGAAUAUUGAUAUAGUCGGUGUAGAGACAGCUCAAAGCACCAGGGAUUGUCUAGAGGCAUGGAAUAUGAAUACUAAUAAAUGGUUGAAAUAUUAUAUUUAUUUGCGUGUGGCAAAGAAAGGUACCAAGCCAGGUUUCCGUUCUACUUUAUUUACUUUCUUAACUUCGGCAUUCUGGCAUGGGUUUAGCGCAGGUUAUUAUUUAACGUUUGCUACAGGUGCCCUUUAUCAAGCUUGUGGUAAAUUUUACAGAAGAAACUUUAGACCAAUAUUCUUGAAAGCAGAUGGCGUUACACCAAGGAAAUAUAAAUGGAUGUAUGAUUAUUUGGGUAAUUAUGUUAUCAAGAUUUCCUUUGGUUACAUGAUACAACCAUUCUUAGCAUUAGGUUUCAAAGAUUCAUUAAACGCAUGGGCAUCUGUAUACUUUUAUGGCCAUAUCAUUGUCCUUACUUCAUUCUUCAUUUUCAAAGGUCCUUAUGCUAAACCUGUAAUUAAAUUCUGUAAAUCGUUACAACCAAAGGAAAUUGAGGCAAUAAAUCAAAAGAAGGUCGAAAAAGAUAUUUCAAACAGUUCUGGUUUGUUAAGUGAAAUAAUUAAGGAUAAAAUUGAAUACGAAAAACAAACUGCAAACAAUUCUGAAGAAGAACUGGAUCCAUUAGAAUUACAGGAAAUGAAUCUAGGUAUUCCAAAUCUAGAUGAUGCAGAUUGGGUUGAAGCAAAAGAAGAUUUCAACAAAUUCAUCGACGAAUAUAAUGAAUGGAAGGAUAAAAAGGGUCUUGAGAUUGAAGAAGAGAAUUUAUCAAAGGCUUUCCAGAAUUUCAGGAAGGAGUUAGCUGAAACAGCUAAUAGUGCAUCUAACACUACAAGGAGGAUGAGUUUUAGCAAGUAUUCUCCAAAACCAGUCUCUAAGAAAAAUGAAUAA